AUGGCAUACGACAUUGUCACUCACACUCAUCACAUCACUGUUAUGGGCGACGAGGAGGUGUACGAGGCACACGGUCUCAUUGACGUGCAGCUCGACGCCACAAAUCCGCUCGACCAAAGAUGGGUUUCGGGUUCCGCCAUCCUCAAUCCCUCGAAUCUGCCCGUUUUUAAAAACACCGGAGACAGGGUGCGCUUCGACUGGUGCAAGCCUAAUGGCGACUUUGAGCUCUUCCGCCGCAGAGCUCAGAUCAUCGCACUCGAUACCGUGCCUGUCGCAGGGCCUUCGGCGAGAAAUGCCAAAUACACCUCGGUGCAGGAAGUGGUGGCAUGGUGGGAGGACGAAAAGGGGCACUGGCUGGUGACACGAGGAGAGUCGGAGGCGGAGUCGGUACAGGACAGGUGGGAUCGAAUAGAAGGGGAGAGCAAGUGGGCGAACGCUUGCUUUGCAUUGACUGCUAUUGCAGACGCUCUAGCGGCUCUACAUUCCAAACACUUUUCUCUCCUCGCCUGCAAGCUGCGGACCUUCAACCUCUGUCAAGACUCGGCAUUCCUGUCCAUCGUUGACGACAUCACCUGCCUCCCCACAUUCGGCCUCACAUCCCUCCUCGGCUCCAGCCCUCUCGCCCAAUCCUCCCUCUUCAAUCACGACCUCAGCGACGAUUCCCUCCUCAGCGAUCACUACGUCCGGCGGAAUCUUCGGUACCUCUCUCCAGAUACUGCCAGCUCGCGGCAGGUAUCGAGGCAGAGUGACGUCUUUACCUUUGGCGUAUGCGCAUACGAGCUCGUCACUGGCAUACCCCCGGACGGUCGGAAGGACAUUGACUCUCCGUCCGACGUCGACAUUCUCGUCGACGUCCAUCGACACAUCACUACGGAUAUCAUCCCUCCCACCGACUACUUUCAGCGCCAAGCAGACCUCGCUGCUUUUCCGGCUCAGCUUCCACCCAAGGCCUUAUCCGACAUCGUCAUGAAGUGUCUCGCAAAAGACCCAGACGAUCGGUACAAUUCCAUGGAGGCGCUGCGAUACGACCUCAAAAGAGUCGGGCAAAUCUGCCAGUCGAACGGCAACAUGGACAGGUUCAUCGUCGGGUACGCGGAUCAUGCCUCUCGGUUACACCUCCCAACUCAGCCAAUCCACCGCGAGGCUGAGGUACGGAUUCUGCAGCAGACAUGGCAGUCCACUCAGGCAUCCAAGUCUGUUCCGCAGCAUUAUGAGGCCAACUCGGUCAGGGUGGUCUCGGUCUGGGGAGCGAGUGGGAGCGGAAAGACCCGCUUCGUGCAGUCGUGGGCGAGAACGCUGGAGGAGAAUCGGAAGGGAUGUCUGGUCGCAGCUGCCAAGAUGGACGAAUACUCCAACCGGCCGCUGUCGUCGUUCCUUCAGAUCUUCCAGGAUCUGUUGGAACGGGUCCUGGCGGAUCCCGAAGAGGAUGCCAAGGCAUGGGCCAAAAAGAUCAGGGAGGUGCUCGGACAACAAUUCAACAUCUUCGUGUCCAUCCUGCCUCAACAAGCUCGGCGCCUACUCCUCAUGGGCUCGCAACCGCCUGCGAUCGAGCCGGUCGAUUGGGCGACUUUCCUCUCGGCCUUCAAAGGCUGGAGCGCCCGUCUCAUCCAAGUCUUUGCCAACCUCAGUCGGCCCCUCGUCAUCAUCGUCGACGAUAUCCAAUGGCUCUCGGCGGACGAAGUUGAGAUCUGGCGAUCUCUCACUGACGGUGCGCAGCCGGUCAACCACAUCAUGCUCGUGACAAUCUAUCGGGUACAAGCCGACGCGCCACCUCCUCUGUCAGCUUUGCUGAGCGUAUCGGGCGAAUCGUUGAAUGUUAAGCCGCUGCCAGAGGAGGGUGUCAGAGAGUACAUUCAGGCGUCGUUUCCAGGCGGAGUGGAUGGACUGUCUACCUUGGCUCAGUGCCUGUUUGCAGAAACUGUUGGCAGUCCACUGUUUCUCAGGUCCAUGAUCGAGACACUCGUGAAAGAAAAGGUCAUUUACUUUGAUUUCGACGCCCUGAUCUGGCGAUACGACUCGGACGCACUCCAGUCCCAUUUAUCCGACGCCGGCGUCGACGCCUACCUUCAUCGUAUUCAGGCAACACUCCCGCCUGACGGCAUCGAGCUUCUGCAAGUUUUGGCUUGCCUCCCGGUCGCUGGCUGUUCUGCCGACCUGCUGGCAGAGUACCUCAAAAUACCUCGAGCCCGGGUCGAGGGUAUGGUGUCAAGGGCUCAGAGUAUUGGGGCGUUGAUACUGGUUGGGACGCAUAUCCGUUUCAGUCAUGACCGUCAACGAUCCACCGCCUACAACUCGAUCCCACCCGACCAGCUCGGACCCCUUCAUCUCGCUGUUGCCCAAUUCCUAUGCCAGCCCGCAUACAUCGAAGACCACAUAUUCGAGGCGGCCGAUCACACGGUCACUGCUCGCGCAAAUGGCACACCUACGCCUGACCAGCCGGCUACAGCACAGCUUCUUCUCAGCGCCGCAACGCGCUCGGCCCUAGCUGCCAGUUUCGGGGCAACGAAAGUAUACAUUGACGAGGUCGAGGAUAUGAUGGACGAGAGUGGAGGAUUGUCCUGCUGGUUCAACCAGUACCGCGGUAUCGUGUUGUCGUAUGCCGAAAUCAUGGCGCAGGUUUCGGGCGUGUUGGGACUAUUUGAAGAAGCGUUUGCAAAGCUGGAUGCUCUGACCAAGCUGUGCGAGUCGGAUCUCGAACGCAUCAAAAUCGCACUCUUACGCAUGAGGCAAUACAUUGCCGCUGCGCGUCUGCCCGAGGCCAUGGCGCUGUGCUGGUCGACACUCGAGGCCGUUGGCUAUGACCCACAUGGACCCACAGCUCACGUUUUCUGGACUCCUCGAACACUCGCAGAGGUCCGCCAACUCGUCAUCCCGACCGACAUUGAAGCGGACGACCCUCCAGAUCUAGACAUCCAAAGCGUUGUUCUAACUAUGCUGGUGCAUGCCGGACCCAGCAUCUAUGUCACUGAGCUGGAUCGGCGAGUUCAAGCCUUCGCAAUGGGUGUCUCUUUGGGAAUCGCCUCGGGCCUGCGGCAUCCCGCCACGGCAUAUCUCUUCUCCGUUUACGCUCUGACCGCCCCAGAGGAAGACAUAAGGGCACCUUGCGCCGAAAUAGCCAAAAAGCUCUCCCUCAUGCGGCCCACGUCCUGGUUGACCUCAUCCACAUGGGUCGUCACAGCAGCCUGCGAAUACCGCUGGCGACUACUCGAGGACAUCCCAGACGAGCAUACUCCCGCCUUCGAGCUCACUUCCGCUCUGGGCAACUUUGAGCUGGCCGCCUAUGUCUUCACGCUGGAUGUCGCCGCAAGACGCUUCUCGAAACGGAAGCACGAGGUGCCUCUAGUUUUGGCGCGGUACCAAAGUCUGCGAGACCACAUGUCUCCGGCUUCUAGAAUCCUCGUCCAUGCUCCCUUGCAGUACAGUCUCAGACUACUCGAGAGCUCCAGCGAACCACCAUGGCACCUACCCGGUCGUAUACUCCUUCCUUCCGACUUGGAGCCGCUCAGCGGGCUGCUCUGGCAUCAAGCGAUCUGUGCGACAUACACCCUGCGCCUCGCAAUCUUGUUCGAUGCUCCGCUGGAGGUACAGCUCGAUCUGCUGUCCACUUACUGGUCACUCUAUCCCGUCGGAGCUGGGACGCUAUAUGGAGCAGAGCUGGCAUUUGUUGCCGGGAUGAUCUUGGCUCGGUCAGAUCCUGCAGAUCCCCGUUUGAAGGUGUGCUACCGAGAUUUGGAGCUCUUGGCUCUGAGCACACACUCCUUCGACCUAAGAUUGAAGCUUGUCCGCCAAGUUGAAGCUCUCCAUCCAUUCUCCUUCGGUACCCUAGCGGCGGUCGAGUACUUCAUUUCAGAGCUCGAAGCCGAAGGGGAGCUCACCCUCGCCGCUCUGCUCAACCUCGGCGUCACGCACUCUAUUGGACAAGAUCAACCGUAUCAUCGAAAGGUCCGCUUCGGCUACAUCGCUGCCGCCUUCGACCUCUUCAAGGCAGCCGAAAUGCCCGCUGUCUGUCACCACAUGAAGAUAGCAUAUCCCUCCCUACCCACACCCCCCAACACUAUCGUUUUUCCCGACUUUGGCCCUCAUUCCGCCCCGGUACCGCCUCCGCUGAGUCGCGCUCCUGCUAGCACCGACACGUCCGAAUCUACCACUCGAGAGGCGAAGGGGAAGGAAGGCAAGAGCGACCCUCUCGAUGCCCUGACGUUGAUGCGUUCCUCGCUGGUUUUGGCAUCGGAGCAAGAUCCGGAGGUACUAUUGUGCUCUCUACUCCGCAUAUCUUCCCAAUUCGCCCGGGCAGAUUACGCCGCCAUCGCCCUGUGUGACGUCGGAAAGAAGACGGGUCUCACUCUGCGGGCGGCGGGGCGGUCUGGGCGGAUCCUCUCGCAUGACUUGGACAUCGAGACGCAGGGCGGGAAAGCAUGUCCAGCGGUGUACAUGCUACACGUCGCAAGGACUGGAAGAGCGCUAGACAAGGCCGACAGUAGUAGCCGGAUCCGUCUCGAUCCGUUCUUUGAGGGCAAGACGCCAAAAAGCCUACUCUGCACGCCCAUCUUCAACCGGGGGAUCCAAGUCGGAGUGCUCUUGCUCUCUUCCUCGGCCACGAGCUCCGUGCAGCUCGAGGCGACGCAAGCCAAGGAGGUCAUUGCGGCUCUGGCAACGCUCGCCAUUUCCACCACGCUAAACUACUCCUUCACACAAAGGCUGCAGGAGGAGGUAGCGCAGCGGACGCAGGAUUUGAAGUCAGCUCUUCAGGCCAAGACUACGUUUCUGUCUACUGCUAGUCACGAUCUCCGUACCCCGUUGUCGGCUAUUCUCGGUUUGUCGGCAGUCUUGGAAGCCAGUCCUGGUCUUUCGCAAGUCCAACGGGAACAUCUGCGCACCAUCAUCCUAUCCGGCGAGGACCUCCUCUCUCUCGUCAACGACCUACUGGACGUGUCUCGUCUCGAAUCCCAAUCCGUCACCCUCGAGCACAUACCCUUCAACCUACGAGACCUCGUCGAGUCGGCGCUUGACGUCCUAGCUCCGGUCGCUCACAAGAAGGACGUUGAGCUCUGCCUCAUUAGCCCCAUCACCUCCGACCCCCCGGAGCUGAUCGGGGACGGGUUCCGUGUCAAGCAGGUCCUCAACAAUCUACUCUCCAACGGAGUCAAAUUCGUCGCGAAAGGGGAGGUCACGGUCCACUGGAACCACGAGCGUCUGCCGGAUAACAAGUGCAAAGUCACCAUUGAGGUCCGCGAUACCGGGAUCGGCAUCCCCGCCAAUCGCAUGGACAGGCUCUUCCGGAGCUUCUCCCAGGUCGAAGACUCGACCACUCGCUCGUACGGCGGCAGCGGGCUGGGCCUGAUGAUCUCUCGCAAUCUUGCAGAGCUGAUGGGUGGGACGUGCACCGCGACCAGCGAGUAUGGCAAGGGGAGCAACUUCACCUUCACCUUUAUCGCGGAUACAGUCAGCCAAAGCCAGCCGGUACAAUUUGCCAAGCACAAGGAGUCACAGGCAUGCUUUACGCUUUGUCGACCGGGUAGUUGGUGGAGUAUGCUGGAGCAAAAUCUCUCCGAAUUAAACUGCGCACCGGUCCGAUUCGCCCCAUCGCCGGAACUCUGUCUUAAGCGGGGCGAGGACGGCGGGCUCAACUCGGAUGUCAACUUUGCCUUUGUGUUGGUGGAUACGACCAUGGUGGACAAGGAUACCCUGGGGAAGAUGCAGAAGCUACAGCCGAACGCCAAGUUCGUGUACCUUGUGCGCGGCAUCGACUUGGCGGAUGCAAUGACUACCUUUGGGAUAACGCGUGAGGCAAUCAUAGCUCGGCCCAUCAAAUUCAAAUCCCUCUACUCUGCCAUGAUGAGCUCGUCCGAAAAUGGCGAGGUAGCAUUACCCAUCACCACUGCGGUCAAGAAGAAGAAGAAGCCAAAUCGGAAUCUUGCCAAAGAAUGCCCUCUCCGAAUACUACUGGUCGACGACAACGCGGUCAAUAUCCUGGUCGGACGUCGGAUUCUCGGCCUGCUGGGGUACGCCGACGUGGCAACUGCGUCAGACGGUCAACAAGCGAUCGAAGCGGCCGAGAAGAACCCUGUGGAUCUAAUCCUGAUGGAUCUGCAAAUGCCGGUACUCGGGGGAUUCGAGUCCAUGCGCCGUAUACAAGCCUCUCCGCUUGCUGGGGAUCCGUGUGUGGUCAUAUUGACCGCUGAUGCUCAGCCUGAGGUGCGGUCGCACUGUAUGGCUGGGGGUGCGUUCGACCAUCUUACAAAGCCUCUAGAUCUCCCUCGACUGCAGGAGAUCAUAGCAGCUGCAUAUGUACACAUCACAGGCGGUCAAAAUGGGAAGGAGUAG
This is a messenger RNA of Dioszegia hungarica, 6324 nucleotides long. RefSeq lists its product as uncharacterized. Gene Ontology annotation, biological process: phosphorelay signal transduction system; protein phosphorylation. Gene Ontology annotation, molecular function: protein binding; ATP binding; phosphorelay sensor kinase activity. The transcript has 20 exons. NCBI's taxonomy places the organism in Eukaryota, Fungi, Basidiomycota, Tremellomycetes, Tremellales, Bulleribasidiaceae. Bases 1 to 6324 code for a protein of 2107 amino acids. The record is from RefSeq and is a predicted model, not a curated record.